AUGGCAAAAUGGGCGAUUGAAUUGGGCGCAUUCAACAUCACCUUCCGAACUAAGGGUCCGUUGAAAGGACAGGUAAUAGCGGAUUUCUUAGUUGAAAUUCCGGAAGAUAAAGAGACGGAAGAAGUCGAAAAAGCUCAAGAAAAGCCGUGGUCCCUGUAUACCGAUGGAGCUUCUAGUGCCGAAGGAGCAGGGGCAGGUUUAAUCCUCGCCGAUCCGGAGGGCACAGAUAUGACAUACGCGCUCCGAUUAGAAUUCAAGAGCUCCAAUAAUGAAGCCGAGUACGAGGCUUUACUAGCAGGUCUACGAUUGGCGGUAAAGGUCGGUGCAAGAAACGUCGUAGCCCAUGUAGACUCGCUGCUCGUAGCGAAUCAGGUGAACGGAGAGUACGAAGCAAGGGAAGCUAACAUGAUCGAGUAUCUUGAACAGGUAAGGCAAAUUAUGGCGUUGUUUAAUUCUUGUAAAGUGGAGCACGUCACUCGUAGCAAAAACAAGAAGGCCGAUGCACUGAGCAAAUUAGCAUCCGUGUCGUUUAGUCACCUAGCCAAAGAAGUAAGAGUAGAGGUAUUGACUGCACCAUCGAUUUCUGCUCCUCAAGUUAUGCAAGUAGAAGCUCCGACACAGACAUGGAUGACGCCCCUAAUUAACUACUUGGUACACGAUGUUUUGCCAGUCGAUAAGGCCGAAGCAAGGAAAAUCCAGAUCAAUUCUCUCCAGUAUCAGAUGCAGGAAGGAGGCUUAUACCGAAAGACCUUUCUCGGACCGCUGCUAAAGUGUCUGGACCCGGAGCAAGCUAGUUAUAUCAUCAGGGAAAUACACUACGGCAUCUGUGGUAUCCAUGCCGGACCUAAGAUGAUUGUGACGAAAGUCAAAAACGCAGGGUAUUACUGGCCCGGGAUGCAUGAAAGCGCCGUAAAAGAGCUCCAACAGUGUGACGAGUGCCAAAAGCACGCACCAAUCAGCCUCCGAGCCAAGAAUGAAAUGAUACCGGUUACUACUGCAUGGCCCUUCCAAAAGUGGGGCGUCGAUAUCGUCGGGCCUUUUCCAAGAUCAAGUGGAAGCGCUCAAUACCUGCUAGUCGUGGUGGAUUAUUUCACCAAGUGGGUGGAAGCUCGACCGUUUACAGUCAUCUCCGGCUACAACGUGACACGUUUCUUCUGGGAACAAACAGUAUGCCGAUUCGGUCUUCCACUCUACAUCAUAAGUGACAAUGCAAAGCAGUUUGCAGAGAACCCAUUCAAACGCUGGUGUGAAAAUCUGGAAAUUAACCAAGUUUUUUCCUCGGUUGCUCACCCUCAGGGUAACGGGCAUGUUGAAUAG
Helianthus annuus (common sunflower) is the source of this 1317-nucleotide messenger RNA. RefSeq lists its product as uncharacterized. The coding region runs from base 1 to 1317 and encodes 438 amino acids. Gene Ontology annotation, biological process: DNA integration. Gene Ontology annotation, molecular function: nucleic acid binding; RNA-DNA hybrid ribonuclease activity. Lineage: Eukaryota; Viridiplantae; Streptophyta; Magnoliopsida; Asterales; Asteraceae. The record is from RefSeq and is a predicted model, not a curated record. The transcript has a single exon.